AUGGUCGCGGCACACACCUCCUGCCACCCGUCCGCUUCUGCCGAGUGGAUCAUCUGUCUGGAUAAGAGACCGGAGGAGCGUUCGGGGGAGGAUGUGGACAUUAUCUUGGCCCGUCUGAAAAGUGUGAAGGCCUUUGAGAAGUUCCACCCUGCACUACUUCAGCAGAUCUGUCUGUGUGGCUUCUACGAGUGUCUGGAGAAAAGCAUCACAUUGUACAGGCAGGGUGACAUUGGCACUAACUGGUACACCGUCCUGUCCGGUUCCCUAGAUGUCAAAGUCUCAGAAACUGCAAACCAUCAGGAUGCUGUCACCAUCUGUACGUUGGGCAUCGGCACAGCUUUCGGAGAGUCUAUUCUGGACAACACGCCGCGGCACGCCACCAUUGUCACCCGAGAGUUCAGUGAACUGCUGCGGAUUGAGCAGAAGGACUUUAGGAGACUGUGGGAGAAUUAUCGUCAGUGUAUGGCUGGUCUGCUGGUCCCUCCCUACGGUGUUAUGGAGAGCGGCCCAAAUACUGACAGAAUGCCAGACAAAGAGAAUCUGAACAACAGUUCACCCGGAUCAUCAUCCAAACACUUAAAUAAGGUGCCGUCAGAAAAGAUCCUGCGGGCAGGUAAAGUGUUACGAAACACCAUCCUGUCCCGAGCACCUCACAUUAUAAGAGACAGGAAGUACCACCUUAAAACAUACAGGCAGUGCUGUAUGGGCAUGGAGCUCGUUGAUUGGCUGAUGCAGCACACUUCCUGUGUUCACGCUCGUGUUCAGGCUGUAGGGAUGUGGCAGGUGCUGCUGGAGGAGGGCGUCCUAAACCACGUGGACCAGGAGCUGAGUUUCCAAGAUAAGUAUCUGUUUUAUCGCUUCCUGGAGGAUGAGACCGAGGACGCACCCCUCCCCACUGAGGAAGAGAAGAAAGAGAGCGAUGAAGAACUACAGGACACCCUCCUGCUCCUCUCUCAGAUCGGACCUGACGCCCAUCUGCGAAUGAUCCUGAGUAAACAGCCUGGCCAGAGGACAGCAGAUGACCUGGAGAUCAUUUAUGAGGAGCUGCUGCAUAUUAAAGCCUUAUCACUUCUCUCCACCACUGUGAAGAGGGAACUAGCUGGUGUUCUGAUAUUUGAGUCCCAUGCCAAAGCAGGCACAGUGUUGUUUAAUCAAGGGGAGGAGGGCACGUCAUGGUACAUCAUCCUGAAGGGCUCCGUUAACGUGGUGAUCUAUGGAAAGGGUGUAGUUUGCACGUUACAUGAGGGAGAUGACUUCGGGAAGCUGGCUCUGGUGAAUGACGCACCUCGGGCAGCGUCUAUCGUACUGAGAGAGGACAACUGCCACUUCCUGAGAGUGGAUAAAGAAGACUUCAACAGAGUCCUCAGGGAUGUGGAAGCAAACACGGUCCGUCUGAAGGAGCAUGAGGAGGAUGUGUUAGUUUUGGAGAAAACUAACAACAGGGGCUCCAGUUCCUCUCCUCUCAAGUACACGGUGAUGUCCGGAACUCCGGAGAAGAUUCUGGAGCAUCUUCUGGAGACAAUGAAGCUCGACUCCCAGUUCACAGAGUCAGAUCCUGCUCUGGAUGACUUUUUGCUUAUGCACUGUGUUUUUGUCCCAAACAGUCAGCUGUGUCCUCUGCUCAUGGCCCACUAUCACGCUCAGCCGUCUCAGGGCAGUGAACAGGAGCGGAUGGAUUACUCUCUCAAUAACAAGCGCAGGGUGAUUCGUCUGGUCUUACAGUGGGCCGCCAUCAACACAGACCACCUGCAGGAGGAGGACAGCUCUUUCAACUUCCUCCAGGAGUUUUAUGAGACAGUGUGUGAAGAUUCCAGACUCAUUCCAGCUCUGAAAGACCAGCUGCCCGAACUAGAGAAGAUCAUCAAGCAGAACUGUGAUGAUGGCCGGCCCUCUCAGAAAAAGCACAAAGUCCUGCUGCGUCAGUUCAGCACAGGGAACGACAGACUGCAGAAGAAACAGCCGAUCAAAAGCACAGACGAGAUCCUCUUUAAGGUGUACUGCAGUGAUCAUACGUACUCCACUAUCCGAGUGCCUGUCGCUGCGUCUGUCAGAGAGGUCAUCGCCGCUGUUACCGAUAAGCUGGGGUCAGGAGAUGAUCUUCUGCUCAUCCACCUCAACUCAGCCGGAGAUAAAGAGCUUCUAAAGCCAGCAGAUGUGUCCAUCUUCUCAUCACUGAGCAUUAAUGGUCGUCUGUUUGUCUGCCCGAGGGACCAGAUCGACUCUUUGACUCCGCUGCCGGAGCAGGAAGGGCCGUCUGCAGGCUCCAUGUCCACGUUUGAGCUCAUGAGCUCGAAAGAUCUGGCUCAUCAGAUGACUCUCUACGACUGGGAGCUCUUCGACUGUGUACACGAGCAUGAGCUGAUCUACCACACGUUUGGCCGUCAGCACUUCAAGAAGACCACGGCUAAUCUGGAUCUGUUCCUGCGGCGCUUUAAUGAGGUUCAGCUGUGGGUGGUCACAGAGGUUUGUUUGUGUCUCACGCUCAGCAAACGCGUCCAACUGCUCAAGAAGUUUAUCAAGAUCGCCGCGCACUGUAAAGAGUUUAAGAAUUUGAACUCAUUCUUUGCCAUUAUCAUGGGCCUGGGAAACCCUGCGGUCUGUCGACUCAGUCACACAUGGGAGAAACUGCCCAGCAAGUUCAAGAAGUUUUAUGGAGAGUUUGAAAACCUGAUGGAUCCCUCCAGAAAUCACAGAGCGUAUCGACUUACAGUGGCCAAGUUAGAGCCACCUAUCAUUCCCUUUAUGCCUUUGUUAAUUAAAGACAUGACUUUCACGCACGAGGGUAACAAGACGUUUACUGACAGAUUGGUGAACUUUGAGAAGAUGAGAAUGAUCGCAAACACAGUCAGAAUCAUGAGAUACUGCCGGAGUCAGCCAUUCAAUCAAGAAGCACCGCAGGCGACUGGUAAAAGCCAUCAGGAUGUGCGGAGCUACAUGCGUCACAUUAGCGUGAUUGACAACCAGCGUACCCUGUCCCAGCUGUCCCACAGACUGGAGCCGCGCCGGACCUGAUCCUCGGCCCUCAGUGCUGCUUCACCUCUGCCAGUCAAUAAGCUAGAGCUGCACAUGAACAGAAGCCUUCCUCCGCUGCAGCGUAUGCACACACAAGGGCUUUCCCUUUCUUUGGCUGCUUGUGUGAAAGCGUGGCUUCAUUUCAGUGUACGGCUGUGGACGUUCAGAGCUCUGUUUGUGACCUUUCUUAUAUUCUGCCACGGAUCAGAUGUUCCCCUUGCUUUCAGAUUGUGUUUGGAACAGUUGGACACUUUAAAUGGUGUUUUGGAGUUUCAAAGAGUUUGUCCUGUGGGAGCUUUUGGAGACUCUUUUUUCAUCAUUUGAAGGACAUUCUGAGUUUGCUGACCUUAAAAAUACAGUU
Molecule: messenger RNA, 3373 nt
Organism: Sinocyclocheilus rhinocerous
Lineage: Eukaryota; Metazoa; Chordata; Actinopteri; Cypriniformes; Cyprinidae
Product: rap guanine nucleotide exchange factor 4-like
Exons: 30
Coding region: 1-3012 (1003 amino acids)
Biological process (GO): Ras protein signal transduction
Cellular component (GO): plasma membrane
Molecular function (GO): guanyl-nucleotide exchange factor activity
Source: RefSeq, a predicted model, not a curated record